Coffea eugenioides is the source of this 1294-nucleotide messenger RNA. Its product is annotated as isoeugenol synthase 1-like. Gene Ontology annotation, molecular function: oxidoreductase activity. The record is from RefSeq and is a predicted model, not a curated record. The transcript has 5 exons. NCBI's taxonomy places the organism in Eukaryota, Viridiplantae, Streptophyta, Magnoliopsida, Gentianales, Rubiaceae. The coding region runs from base 98 to 1054 and encodes 318 amino acids.
GGUUACAAAAGGGCUUAUGCUCUGAAGAUUGAAGAGCAACGUAAGAUACUACUUAGUAGUGAGGAAGGAAAAACAGAGGAAAGAUAGUUUAGAGAAAAUGGCUCCUAUGAAGAGCAAGAUAUUGAUAUUUGCAGCCACAGGUUAUCUUGGAAAAUAUAUGGUGAACGCAAGCGUUUCUCUUGGCCAUCCAACCUAUGUCUAUAUCCGUCCAGUCAAGCCAACUACUGAUUCCACAAAGCUUCAACUGCUCAAAGAAUUCGAAUCAAUGGGAGUCACCAUUUUCCAAGGAGAACUUGAUGAACAUGAGAAGCUGGUUUCUGUGCUUCGACAAGUAGAUGUGGUCAUAUCAACUCUAGCCGUCCCACAACAUCUUGAACAAUUCAAAAUCAUUAAUGCCAUGAAAGAGGCAGGCAACAUCAAGAGAUUUGUUCCUUCAGAAUUUGGUAAUGAAGUUGAUAGAGUGAGUGGACUUCCACCGUUUGAAGCUUUACUUGAUAACAAGAGGAAGGUGAGGAGGGCAAUUGAAGCAGCUGGAAUUCCAUUUACAUACGUGUCUGCAAAUUCAUUUGCAGCUUACUUCGUAGAUUACUUGCUUCAUCCACAUCAAAAGACAGAUGAAGUUACUGUAUAUGGGAGCGGUGAAGCCAAGGCCGUGUUGAACUACGAGGAGGAUGUUGCAAUCUAUACAAUCAGGGCAGCAACAGAUCCAAGAGUAGAAAAGCGUGUCAUCAUCUACAGACCUCCUAAAAAUAUUGUCUCGCAGCUGGAUUUGAUUUCUUCAUGGGAGAAAAAGACUGGACGUACAAUGAAAAUAACCCAUCUUCCCGAGGAAGAAGUGGUCAAGCUCACUGAAACGUUACCUGUUCCAGACAAUAUAUCAGUGGCCAUUCUACAUAAUAUAUACAUCAAAGGUGAUCAAACGAGCUUUGAGUUAACAGAGAAUGACUUGGAAGCCUCCAAGCUUUAUCCUGAUCACAACUACACCUCAGUUGAUGAUCUUCUCAACCGGUGUCUGGUUGACCCUCCCAAACCCAAGUUGGCUGCAUUUGUUUAAACUGCUUUUUCUAAUCCCAUUUGUCCAAUUUGGUGUUUCCUUUAGCUUUGUUUUCUUCCUUUCUUUCUCUCUCUCUCUCUCUCUCUCUCUUUUAUCCUCUUUUAAUCGUUUUCUCAUGAUUAUCUGGUGCUACUUGUAUUUCUAAGUCAAUUAUCUAUGACUUGCACGACAGGUACUAAUAUGUUAUCCCAACUUCUGGCCCUUGUAUUAAAAAGUUCUUCUCUACUUCAUUUUCAGCAA